CAAAAGAAACCAUUUGAAUGUUUUCUUCUUUUUUGUGUACUCAUUUCCGAUGUGAUGAGAAGGGAAAGGCAUGGAUGAUUCGCGGUCAGAGAUGAUCCCAGAGGGCGCUGCCGAACUGGACUCUAAGAGGCAGGAUUUUAUUUUUGCCAUCUGCAUCAGAGAGAUGUUCAUCCCGAGGAUUAUGUCGCAUCUUUUAUUCCACACUUUGCGGUAGUGAUGGAUGUCCAAGAGGAUGGAUGUCCGGAGGAGGACCCCAUCCUUAUACCACCUCCCCUUCCUCAUCGGACUCACGCACAACUUACUCAAGAAGAGAAGAAAUUUCUUCUAUCGGUCGAAAGAGGAGAUCUCGCCACUGUCAGAAGAAACUUGUUGAACUACACCGACACAAGCUUGAAUGUCAACUGCGUCGAUCCACUGGGUCGUUCAGCCCUCCUCAUGGCCAUCGACAACGAGAACCUGGAGAUGGUGGAGUUGCUGCUCGACAGGGGUGUCGACACCAAAGAUGCUCUACUCCAUGCCAUCAACGAGGAAUAUGUCGAAGCUGUCGAAGUACUGUUGGAACAUGAGGAGGCUAAACACACACCUGGACAACCUUACAGUUGGGAGUCAGUUGACUGGGAGGUGUCUGCCUUCACCCCAGACAUCACACCCCUGGUGCUCGCUGCCCACCGCAACAACUACGAGAUUAUAAAGAUCCUCCUGGACAGGGGUGCCACUCUCCCCAUGCCUCACGAUAUACGAUGUGCCUGCGGGGACUGUGUUCGUUCCUGCAUCGAGGAUUCCCUCAAUCACUCCAGAUCCAGAAUCAACGCCUACCGUGCCCUCGCCUCUCCCAGUCUGGUGGCACUCUCCUCCAAAGAUCCCAUCCUGACGGCAUUCGAACUCAGCAGCGAUCUCAGGAGGUUGAGCUUCUUGGAACACGAAUACAAAUGCGAGUACCUGGAACUACGCAAGCAGUGCCAAGAGUUUGUGACAUCUCUCCUGGAUCACACCAGAAGUUCCUACGAGCUGGAAGUGCUCCUCAACUACGAUCCCUCUUCGGGUGCCGCCUUGAAACCAGCGGGAGACAUCAGAAUGCGUCUGAGCAGACUCAAGCUUGCCAUCAAACAUAAACAGAAAAAAUUCUGUGCUCAUCCGAAUGUGCAACAGCUUCUGGCAUCUAUCUGGUACGAGGGACUGCCCGGAUUUCGCCGGAAGAACAUCCUCUUGCAGUGCCUGGAAAUCAUCAGAAUAGGUCUCCUCUUCCCUUUCUAUUCCCUGUGCUACAUCGUGGCUCCAUACUCCACCCCAGGAAGAACAUUGAAGAGGCCCUUCAUCAAGUUCAUCUGCAACUCUGCAUCCUACGUCACUUUUCUCUUUCUGCUGAUUCUCGCUUCCCAGCGUAUCGAGAAUGUCAUAGUUGAUUUGUUCGGAACAGAUGAGAUGAAAAAGAAAAUGAAGAAUACCGGAGGAGUCACAACAAAAAGAGGAGCUCCGCCAAGCUUUGUUGAGUGGCUCAUCCUGGCAUGGGUCAUAGGUCUGAUUUGGAGUGAAAUUAAGCAACUGUGGGAACUGGGACUCGUGGAAUAUGUCGGCGACAUGUGGAAUAUUAUUGACUUCAUAACUAACUCACUGUAUGUCGCCACAAUUGCACUCCGAAUUGUCGUCUACUUCCAGAUGAGGAAAGAGAUGACGCUGAACACGGGCACCGCUCAUCUGCCUCGGGAGGAGUGGGAUGCUUGGGAUCCGAUCCUCAUCGCUGAAGGACUCUUCGCCGCUGCCAAUAUUUUCAGCUCUCUAAAGCUGGUGUACAUAUUUUCGGUGAAUCCUUACCUGGGUCCACUUCAAGUGUGCCUAGGGAGGAUGGUGAUCGACAUCAUAAAAUUCUUCUUCUUCUACACACUGGUCUUGUUUGCUUUUGCCUGUGGAAUGAAUCAACUGCUCUGGUAUUACGCAGACAUGGAGAAGCAAGUCUGUUUAACCAAUCAGGAUUCGCCUUCCGUCCAACAGGGAGCCUGCCUCAACUGGAGGAGAUUUUCCAACUUGUUCGAGAGUUCUCAGACGCUCUUCUGGGCAAGCUUCGGACUCAUAGAAUUGGAGAACUUUGAAUUGUCCGGCAUCCAGAGCUACACAAGAUUCUGGGGUCUGUUGAUGUUUGGUUCCUACUGCGUCAUCAACGUGGUGGUCCUCCUCAAUCUCCUCAUCGCGAUGAUGAAUCACUCCUAUCAGGUUAUAUCGGAACAGGCAGAUACGGAGUGGAAAUACGCCCGCUGCAAAUUAUGGCUCAGUUUUUUUGAAGAUGGGGCGACAGUACCACCACCACUCAAUAUCAUUCCCACACCUAAGAGUGUCUUCUACUUCUGCAGAUGGUUAUUCAAGAAACUGUUCCUAAACACUGCCAGAAAAGAACACCUCCGCACUAUUAGGAGAAGAGCAAAACAGGCGAUGGAGAGAGAUUUCCAGUACCAGAACAUCAUGCGCAACCUUGUGCGACGCUACGUGACAGACGAACAGAGGAAAGCAGACAACCAAGGAGUGACUGAAGAUGAUGUGAAUGAAAUCAAACAGGACAUUUCUUCCUUCCGCUACGAGAUCAUAGAAGUGAUGAAGAACAGUGGAUUCAACACAUCAGCCACCAAAGAACAAGGACAGAGUUCUGCGGGAAAGAAAGGCCGCCAAAAGGAGAGAAGGCUGAUGAAAGGUUUCGACAUAGGCCUUGUAGAAAGUUCCUUCCAAUCCACUCCUGAAGUCAGUGUAGACGAUACUAACUCUCCCCCAAGUGGUCCUCGGAUGGCCAAAAUUGCAAGGCUGGCCACCAGAAAGAAGAAACAAGGCAAGUGGAGUCACCUGGUCGAAGCUACGAGACACGCGAAGGCGAGGUUCAGUCGAAGUAAGAGUGAAGAUUCAUUGAGCAGCUCGGUUGGCAAGAUGGAAAGAAGGAAUGAUUCCACGAGCAGCAGCGGCAGUAGCAUCGAUCAAUCGGCAGAGACCCCGGUGGACAUCCCUGUCAUCAACAAAAGAUCACUGUUCGCCAGAAAAUUGGGAAACGCCCUCAGUUCGUCCAGAUUGCGACUGGCGUUUUUAGACUCUGAAAAAGUUUCUGCAAACGAUAAUCUUGGUGGUUCGAAGAACAAAGUGAGAGAUAGCAGCGCUGAUAGAGACCUGCAGGCCCAAAGGACGGUGAGUGCACCUUUCAGUCAGUGGUUGGGGACAAAGAGCAAUUCACUGGACUAUCUGGGCAGGUACACCAGUGACCAACACCAGCUUUCGUCCGUCAGAAGUCUGUCCCCUAUUCCCAGUUGUGCCAGUUCCAAUGUGCCUACUCCAAGAAGUUCCAUUACUGGACAGCCGGAAACAGUUCCUCAUGUCUCCCAACCGGAAGAGAGAACUUCUAUUCUUCCUGGUGUUGAGAGUGUGAAUUAUUCUGCGAAUAAUUCUGGUUGGAUUUAAAACUCGCCCAAGGUGCUGAAAAACUUUUUGUAAAUUUCAGUUUCAUCUUCUGUACAUAUAGAAAACAUCAAAGAAGGAAUGCUACUAUUUCUGAUAUUUAUCAUUUUCAUUUAUUUAUUUAGGAGACGUUUUGAUAAGUUUCUUUUAUAUUUGAUCUGUAAAAUUCGGAAGGUAUUUUAAUGUAUUGAAACAUCUAACACCUGCAUAUCUAACAAUAUAUAAUUUUUCCCUUUUUUUGGACAGUACAAUUUGAUUACUGGGUAAAAAAAAAAUUCUUAAAAUUAUUAUUUUAUUGGAGAAAAAAAAUUAUUUUCUUUAGGUUAGGAAAAUAAAUUUUAAUUAAUUUUUUUCUUUAUACAUUAUUCUAUAUUUUUAUGAUUUGCAUGGCUACUAUUUUGGCUACAGUUUGAGCAAUCACAAUUUUAGUAUAGAAGGGUUCAAAGCUCAACAUAACGAAAAGAAAUAUUUUUAAAUAAAAUACAUUUUUAUUUAUCUUUUCUUUAGUAUAUCCAUGAAUGGUUUUGUAUUCACUUGUGUUGAACAAGGAAAAGAAAUUUAUCGCAUAGGGAAACGAUAGCUUUAUCGAAAUUCUAGCCAUUCCGUUUUUAAUUGAACUUUUAUUUACUUUUCCUUUCCCUAUAUCAAUUUUAUUAAAAAUAUAAAUCCAUCAUUCAAAAAAUUCCAUUUCGCUAUUAAAAUUAGUCGAAGUGAAAAAGAUGCAAAGUACGUGCACGGUGCUAGAUUUUUUCCCCCUACUACAUUCUAAGGUAAAUGUAGGUGCAUUAUAGUACAAAAAUCAUUUUAUAAGAAUUAUUCAGUUAAUUAAAUAAACAAUAGUCUUCAUUAUUACAUUUCUAGUUAGAAAUUGUUAGGAGAGAAUUCUAGUUUAACCCUUUCUCUGUCAGCGUCUCCAUCUCAUACGCUCGGCGUUUUUGUGCACGUAUGGUCGGCGUCGCAUGCUAUGCGACGAAGAGAAAAAUAGUACUAUUGAAAUUGAAUUUGUUGCUACUUACACGUCUCCUUAAAUCCCGUGAUUAUUUUUGUAUUUCUGAAUAUAGCUCAGAUAUGGCGCAGCUAGUCCUACUUUCUUCACAAUUUUCGCAGGGAGAUUGAAUUGAAAUCAAAAUUAUUUUGUACAAUCUGUAAUUUCGCUUUUUUAGUGUUAUUUUUGCGUGUCAAAAUAGUUUUAAUGUAAUUUUAAUUAUUAUUUAUAAUAGUUAUUUUAUGAGAUAUUUAUAAUCAAUUAUAAUAAUUAAUUAUUUUAGUUAUUAAAAUUAACAAUUAUUUUAUGCAGAUAUCUAUCUUAGACACCUUAAAGCAAUGGAGUUAAUAAAUAUGUUAUCACAGUGUAUUUUUUAAUUAUAAAAUUCAGGUGCAUUGUAGGGAAAACUGUAGAUAAAUGAACGGGACAUUACAUAUUUCACCACCAAUAGGUCAAGUAAAUAAGUCUUGCUGACAAAAAUAUUUUGUAUUUUUGAAUUUAGGAUAGAACAUAUAUUAAUUAUCAGCAGUGAAAACAAAAAAUGCUUCGAAAAUGGAAAUUCGAAGGGAAAAAAAUCCGACAGACUCGCUUCAUUUUUAUGAUUUGUUUACUUUGGUUAUCUAAAUUAAUUGACUUUUCAUUCUCAGGAAUAUUUUCUGAAUUCAGCAAACUUAGUCAUGAUGUCCUUUUUCCUUGUUUUCUACGAAAAUUGAAUAUCUCAGAGGAAUUUUACUUUUAUAAUGUGCCAGAUAAACUAGCCAUUGAUUAACCAGAAAAGUUAUAAAAAAUAAAUAACGCCCAUUCAAAUAUUAGAUACUCUACAUCAAAGGAAAGAGAAAGGAUAUCAAUCAGAGAUAGUAUGAAUGUCAUUGGAGAAUUUUUACUGAUGAAAUAGGAAUGAAGAAAUUUUUAAAAAAAACAGUGCCAAUUCAAAAUCUGGAUUGUACUGAAUCAAAUGAAGAUCAAGGUAUGCUGAUUUUAAGAAGAAAAAAAGAGCUUCAAGGCUUUGAUUUUUAAGAAGCAAACAUUUAAUUGAAAUUGUGAAAAUAAAAAUGUAUACAAAUGUCACAAGACAGAAAUAAUAAAUUUGAAAAAAUAAUUAAUAAAUUUUAAAAACGAAUUGGACAAGAAUCGUUUUUAUUUAUACUUCCUCACUAGUUUCAUUUGCACUUCAUCUCCAUGAUGUAGUAAUUCUCGGGGUGAACCGAUUUUCGAAGUUAUUGAUUUGUCGAAAUCCUCAAAAUGCAACAGAACUAUUGAUGAACCAGAGACAAAAACAGAUAGUGUCAAUUCAAGUUCGGGAGUGCAUUAUAUCAAAUGAAACAUAAAAGAAAUAAAAUCUAUCAGGACUUGUAUGAAUGUCACAAAUAGAUUUGUUGAUGAAUUAGAGACAAAGAAGAAGAAAAGAACAGAUAUCACCAAUUCAAAUACCAUAUGGUAUUGCAUAGAUAAAAAUCAAUAGGAAAUAGUAUAAAUAACAAAUGAUAAAAUAGAAAUUAAAUAGAUAAAAUGAAACAUAAAAAAUAAAAUCUAUCAGGACUAGUAUGAAUGUCACAAAAAGAUUUGUUUAAUGAAUUAGAGACAAAGAAGAAGAAAAAAACAUCUAUCACCAAUUCAAAUACCGGAUGGUAUUGCAUAGAUAAAAAUAAAUAGAAAAUAGUAUAAAUAACAAAAGAUAAAAUAGAAAUUAAAUAGAUAAAAUGAAACAUAAAAAAAAUAAAAUCUAUCAGGACUAGUAUGAAUGUCACAAAAAGAUCUGUUUAAUGAAUUAGAGACAAAGACAACAAAAAAACAGAUAGCGGUCAUUCAAACACCGGGUUGUAUUGCAUCAAGUGAAAUAUAAAUAAAAAUUAAUAUUUAAAAGUAUAAAUAACACACGAGGACCUAAGACGAAAUAGAAGUAAUAAAAAUAGAUAGUAACAAUUCAAAUUAUCAAUUCCAUGCAUAAAAUUUAGAAAGAAACACUUAGAAUGGAGAAAAGAAAGGCACAUAACAACAAUUCAAUCCUUGAAUUGCAAGCACAAAAUCCUUGAAUGAAACAGGGCUGAAUUGAUUUAAUAGCAACCAUGGUUUUACUAGAUUUGUCAUGUAAUUGUGGGUAAAAGAAAAAAAAACCCGGUAUAAGGCUCUAUGCUCUCACAAGAGAUUUAGUAUGAGGGAGUUGCAUUAACUCUUUUUUACACUGUAAUAAAUUUCUUGCAUAUUUUAUAGUAACGCUUUAGUUAUUUAAAUCAAAUGUAAUAAAUUUCUGAUAUCUUCCUUUGAUACUCAAAGUUUACAUCUCCGAAGCCCUACGAUUAGUUUGCUAUUCAAAGAUAUUUGAAGACAUAUUUUUAGAUGCUUAUCUCUGACAGCUAUUUGACAUUUAGCAAUAUUAAAUGCAUAGAGUUCAGUAAUGACUACCCUUUAUGCAUAUUUUAAAAAUCCUUGGCGAAAAUUAAGCCGUGGGAUUCGCAAAUUAAGAAACGAAAUUUGUCUCAUCACUAGUGACGAAAGCGAGAGGAAAAGCACAGAAAUCGUACUGAUUGUCUUAUGACAAUAAGAGAUAUUUCUACUGAUCACCUUUCAGCUCUUUGCGAGAAAGAAGCAGAUUUUGAUGCUCCUAGUCCCGCCUGCCUCAAUAAUGAUUAAUUAGAUUCCAAAAGGAUUUUAUUAAUUUGCAACCCUUAAAGUGUACAUUUUUUGAUUUCAAGUAUUUUAAACUAUGCGAUAAGGGUGGUCAUUGCGAAUUACUUUGAACAUUAAGUACAAAAAGUACAGUCUACUGUUGAGCUAGUAUAUAGUUAGAUUACUAUAGAAAGAUAUUUAUUUUGAUAUAUAUUUUAUUUAUUUCAUAUCAUUAGUGCUUAGAGAACGAACAAAGAGAAACGAAAUAGUUUACAGUUUCUUUAUUGUAAAACAUAAAUAUGUCAUUUUCAAAAGUUUACUAGUUUAUUUAACAACUUAAAAUACCGAUGAUUAUUUAAUUAUAUUUUUCACCAUGGAAAAGUAGACUGCAUUGUAAACAAUAGCUUCCAAGCUUUUUUAACAUCCACACACAUAGUUAUGUAUAAUUAACCUAAAAGUUUUAUACGUAAUUUGUCUAAAUUGUAAAGCAAGAGAGUAUGUGAGUUUUAAAAAAUUAUAUUGUAUAAUAAUAAUAAACCAAUUUUGAGCAGAAUAAAUUUUUUAAAAAUGU
This is a messenger RNA of Parasteatoda tepidariorum (common house spider), 7589 nucleotides long. Its product is annotated as transient receptor potential-gamma protein-like. Gene Ontology annotation, biological process: calcium ion transmembrane transport; regulation of cytosolic calcium ion concentration. Gene Ontology annotation, cellular component: cation channel complex; plasma membrane. Gene Ontology annotation, molecular function: protein binding; store-operated calcium channel activity; inositol 1,4,5 trisphosphate binding. The record is from RefSeq and is a predicted model, not a curated record. Lineage: Eukaryota; Metazoa; Arthropoda; Arachnida; Araneae; Theridiidae.